GUGUCAAAUGAUGGGAUUCUGCCAAUUCAAGCAGGAAUAAGAAAUAACAAGAAAAUAACGACUGUAGCUAAUGACAUUAAGACAAAAGAAAAAUGGUUCAAAUGUGAGAUAUGCGAUAAACGAUUCAGACUUGCAAGCAGUUUGAAGCGCCAUAUGAGGAUACACACCGGUGAAGAAAAUUACAUAUGUCAGAUAUGCGGUAAGCAAUUUAUACAAGCAAACCAUCUGAAACGCCAUAUGAUGAUACAUACUGGUGAAAAGAAUUACACAUGUAAGCUAUGCGAUAAGCGAUUCGGAUGUACAAGCACUCUAAAGAUCCAUAUUAGGAUACAUACCGGUGAAAAAAAUUACAUAUGUAAGAUAUGCGACAAGCAAUUUGGAACAUCAGACCAUCUGAAACGCCAUAUGAGGACACAUACGGGUGAAAAUAAUUGCAUAUGUAAGGUAUGCAAUAAAACGUUCAAACAGCAAUCAAACCUGCAGCGACACAAUUUGGUACACGAAAAACUGCGAUUCGAAUGUAAGCAAUGCAAUAAGAAUUUAGCUCGAAAGGAUAGUUUGAAAAGACACAUGAAAAUACAUGAAAGUUAG
Molecule: messenger RNA, 591 nt
Organism: Cercopithifilaria johnstoni
Lineage: Eukaryota; Metazoa; Nematoda; Chromadorea; Rhabditida; Onchocercidae
Source: the annotation of a GenBank genome assembly